CCCUGCCUCGUGGGCCGGCACUGCCAUGGACGGCCAGCUCCUGCUUGCGCUGCUGUUGCUGCUGCUGGGGGCCUCAGGCCUGCGGGGACAGGGGCCGGGGGGGCCCGAGGAGGAGCCCCUCGAGGAGGAGAAGGUCCCUGAGGAGGAUGGGAUCUUGGUGCUGAACCAGCGCAACCUGGGCCUGGCCCUGCGGGCCCAUCGCACCCUGCUGGUGCAGUUCUAUGCCCCCUGGUGUGGGCACUGCAAGGCGCUGGCCCCCGAGUACAGCAAGGCAGCUGCCCUGCUGGCGGCCGAGUCAGCCGAAGCCAGGCUGGCCAAGGUGGAUGGGCCCGCGGAGGCGGAGCUGACCAAGGAGUUCGCUGUGACCGAGUACCCCACGCUCAAGUUCUUCCGUGACGGGAACCGCACACACCCAGAGGAGUACACCGGCCCCAAGGAGGCCGACGGCAUGGCCGAGUGGCUGAGGCGGCGGGUGGGGCCCAGCGCCAUGCGGCUGGCGGACGCGGAGGGAGCUCAGGCGCUGAUAGAUAGCCGGGACGUAGUGGUCAUCGGCUUCUUCCGGGACCGGCAGGACGAGGAUGUGGCCACCUUCCUGGCCCUGGCCCAGGAUGCUCUGGACAUGACCUUCGGGCUUACUGACCAGCCGAAGCUCUUUGAGAAGUUCGGUGUCGCCAAGGACACCAUCGUCCUUUUCAAGAAGUUUGACGAGGGGCGGGCAGAUUUCCCAGUGGACGAGGAGCUGGGCCUGGACCAGGGGGACCUGUCACGCUUCCUGCUCACGCACAGCAUGCACCUGGUCACAGAGUUCAACAGCCAGACGUCCCCGAAGAUCUUUGCGGCCAGGAUCCUCAACCACCUGCUGUUGUUCGUGAACCAGACGCUGGCUGAGCACCGGGAGCUGCUGGAGGGCUUUGGGGAGGCGGCUCCCCCGUUCCGAGGACAGGUGCUGUUCGUGGUCGUGGACGUGGGCGCCAGCAAUGCCCACGUGCUGCAGUACUUCGGCCUGAAGGCCGAGGAGGCCCCCGCCCUGCGCAUCAUCAACAUGGAGACCACCAAGAAGUACGCGCCUGUGGGCGGCGGCCCACUCACCGCGGCCGCGGUCGCUACCUUCUGCCACGCGGUGCUCAGCGGCCAGGUCAAGCCCUACCUCCUGAGCCAGGACGUGCCCCCCGACUGGGACAGGCGGCCGGUCAAGACCCUCGUGGGCAAGAAUUUCGAGCAGGUGGCUUUCGAUGAAACCAAGAACGUGUUUGUCAAGUUCUACGCCCCGUGGUGCACGCACUGCAAGGCGAUGGCCGCAGCCUGGGAGGCCCUGGCCGAGAAGUACAAGGACCACGAGGACAUUGUCAUCGCCGAGCUGGAUGCCACCGCCAACGAGCUGGAGGCCUUCCCCGUCCACGGCUUCCCGACCCUCAAGUACUUCCCGGCGGGCCCGGGGCGGAAGGUGAUCGAGUACAAAAGCACUAGGGACGUGGAGACCUUCUCCAAGUUUCUGGACAACGGGGGCGAGCUGCCAGCUGAGGAGCCCACAGAGGAGCCCACGGCCCCCUUCCCGGACACACCAGCCAAUGCCAGCGCGGAGCCCAAGGAGGAGCUGUAGCUGCCCCCGCAUCACCACCUGCUGCCCCCGCGUCCCGCUCUGCUGCCCCCACAUCCAUGCCCUGGAAGCUGGGCAGUGAAUAAAGAUUUGGUCCUGGA
This is a messenger RNA of Canis lupus familiaris (dog), 1698 nucleotides long. RefSeq names its product protein disulfide isomerase family A member 2 (gene PDIA2). The record is from RefSeq and is a predicted model, not a curated record. The transcript is spliced from 11 exons. Gene Ontology annotation, cellular component: endoplasmic reticulum. Gene Ontology annotation, biological process: response to endoplasmic reticulum stress; protein folding. Gene Ontology annotation, molecular function: protein disulfide isomerase activity. NCBI's taxonomy places the organism in Eukaryota, Metazoa, Chordata, Mammalia, Carnivora, Canidae. Bases 26 to 1600 code for a protein of 524 amino acids.